Molecule: messenger RNA, 1656 nt
Organism: Alternaria triticimaculans
Lineage: Eukaryota; Fungi; Ascomycota; Dothideomycetes; Pleosporales; Pleosporaceae
Exons: 4
Coding region: 1-1656 (551 amino acids)
Cellular component (GO): nucleus; cytoplasm
Molecular function (GO): protein binding
Source: RefSeq, a predicted model, not a curated record
AUGGAAGCCAUAGGCCUAGUGGCCAGCAUCAUCACCCUCAUCAGCGCAGCGAGCCAUGCCGCCUCCCUCCUCGAACGAGUGUUGGGCCUCCGCGGCAUUCCACUUCACGUUCUUGGAGCGAUCAACGAAGUUACCGACUUCAAGGCUGUCAUUGCUUUGGUGAAGACGGCAUUUGAGGAAACCCAGCACCAGCUUCCGUUAGAAUAUGAGAUCGAAUUCAAUAGACUUUCGGAUCGGGCCAUGGGUCGUAUCGACGCCUUCACGAAACACUUACGGAGAAAUGUCCUGCGUGAGCGAGAAGGAGCGAUCGGCGAUCAUAAGGUCACUGAGUUGAAGAGGCGUGUGAAGUGGAUGGAAGUAUUGGGGAGAGGUCAAGCGCAAGGUCAGAUCGACUCGUUCCAGCAGGAGCUAGCUUCGUUGAAACUCAGCUUUGUACUGGCAAUGAGUGCGACAAAUUUGAUAAGGGGCAUCGAUCUGUUUUUGAGCGAGCUCGAGCGCGAGCCUAUCUCUCUUCUCACUCUUGCUAUUGACUGUACAGUGGGAGAGCCUACAUACGCCAUGCUGCUGGACCAGGGAGCGGACAUUAACUAUCCGUCGCCUGUUGAUGGCCUGUCAGUCUUCUUGAAUGACCUUCUUCGAAUUCAGCCAAGCGCUGCGCUAGCUCGAGACUCUUUGGGCAAGACCCCGCUACACUGGGCUGUUAUUCUGGGAAACGCCGAGGCGAUUGAUUUGUUGGUAGCAGCUGGCGCGGAUCUACACGCCGUCUCAAAAGAUCAUAAGACUCCCUUGUGGAAUGCCGUCAGAUCAAAGUUUAGUUCGCGUUCUAUUUGCAUCAAGAUAUUGGAAGCCGGCGCAGACGUUAACCAGGUCAUUCAACACACAUUCACGGCCCUCGGACUAGCAGUGUCUAGUCCACGGGUCUCGAUAACGGACAUCUUACUAAAAGCUGGAGCUGAUGUGGAUGGAGCUCCGAGUGGGCAUCCCGCUCUCACAAUUGCGGCUUCUACUUCUGCACCCGAAGUUCUGGAGCAUCUGCUGUCCGCAGGCGCCAACAUCGAGGCCCGAAAUCCUCUCGGCAAGACUGCAGUCAUAUGCGCUGCGCAGUAUAACAACCACGCCGCACUCGAGAUACUCAUACAGCAUGGCGCUCGGCUCAACGGUUGGACGAAUUCACAUCACUCGAUCAUACAUUUCGUGGCCAGUUAUGGCGAUUUGCAGACUAUGCAAACUCUGGAAAAAGCAUGUAUAGAAGGUCUUCCAAUGGACGAGGACUCACUGGAAGACUACUGGUACCACUUCGAAGAUAGGCGCUGCAACAAGUAUCUGCCGAGGGGUAAGAUGUCCCGGGAGGUCGAAGAGGCUGCUUUCCAAACUCUCCUCGAUAGCAUUACCCCCGCGACAUAUGCCACAUCGGAGGAUGGACACUACGAAGAUUCUGAUGUUAUUCACAUACCAGGGGCAUUUCCAGUUGACCCAGACGGUUUGGAUUGCGAAACUCGGAUUGCAGAGGCGCGAGAAAGGGAUGCCGACUACGAAUGCGAAGAGGAGAAAGAUAGCGACGAUGAAUCGUGGAUUACUACCGACGACGACUGUUCGGGUGACGAAGAGGACACGAAUGUUGUAACUGAUGACGAUGGAGACGGUGAUCUGACUUGA